Messenger RNA from Gryllus bimaculatus (two-spotted cricket), 606 nucleotides. The record is from the annotation of a GenBank genome assembly. Lineage: Eukaryota; Metazoa; Arthropoda; Insecta; Orthoptera; Gryllidae.
CAGCGGGGCACCGCCCCAGCCGGAACAAGGUCUAAGCUCCCAACAGGUCUGCCGACAUGUGUGUUAGUGUAGUGCACGUACGUGUGUGUGAGAGUGUAAGUAAGGAGUUAGGAUAGGGCAAGGAAGUGAAAAGAAAUAUCAUAUGCAGUCCGUGGCCCGCUUGUUAGGGCACUAUUCCGACAUCCGCUUGGUGUUGAUCGAAGAAACCGUGGAAGAUCAGAGCACCAGGUCGCGAGAAUUAUCCUUCAGUCAGCGACUGACAAUCAGUCGAAAAGUGAUACAUAACAUGAAACAUUUUGCAGAAGAUGCUCAUUGUUGGGGGCAUAAUGCUUAUUUUCAUCGAGCAACAUGUAUGUAUGGAAACCAAGAUGUGAUUCACAUUUAUUUGAAACUGAACGUGUCUUUUUUGCCAGGAUUAUCAAAUACAGUACUGCUGCAGGAAACAAGAUGAGGCGAGCCGACAAGAUAGAGACGUUCUUACUGGCCAAGGGCCACUGGCGCGCUAGCCCUCCUCCUCGGCCCGGCUCAAAUAGUCAUGUUCCAUGCAGUGCAGAACGUGCUGUGGAAAGGCAAUCGAGAACGCGGGCAAGGAAGAAGAAUGCGUAG